AUGAGUACAAGUCAGCGUCCAUUUUCGUUGCAUCACGGCAGCAUUGAAUAUACAUUAUUGGUCCCUGCCAGCUUGUUUUUCAAUUUUACAAGAUUGAAAGAACAGUUCGUUAAAGAACUCCCUGAGCCAACAGAAGGAUUUGCAGGAGAUGACGAACCGUGCUCUCCAGCUGAAUUAUUCUCUAAGUUUUUGGGAUACGUUGCAGGUUUAGUACAACUGGAAGGUGAUCAUGACCAGUUGAAGGAGAUUUUGGCAUUCGCAUUGCAGGACUUCGAAUCCAGAUAUUUAUCUACAUCGGAUAUCCACACAUUGGCUGCCGAUCUCUAUGGCGACGAUACAUACGAGACGAGCUUGCCUAAGCUGAAAGAGUUGAUUAAAAACUACUUCAACGCCUUAAUAAAUUCAGAUGCUAAUGUAAAUAAGGUAGAAUCCGAUUUGUUGAAAAACUCAGGAACACUUAAUAAGAAAACUAACCGUGCAAAGAUUUACGCAAUCUUUGGUGGUCAAGGAAAUAUAGAUGAUUACUUCGAAGAGUUGAGAGAAUUGAAGAGUAUGUACAAUGGCUUGGUUGAGGAUUUGAUCCAAGUGGUAGCUGAAAAAUUGAACCAAUUAGUGAAGACAACAGAAAAUGUCGAUAAAAUAUAUACUCAAGGUCUUGAUAUUUUGACUUGGUUGCAAGAUCCUGACCAGACUCCCGAUCAAGACUAUUUAUUAUCUGUACCAGUCAGCUGUCCUUUAAUUUGUCUUAUCCAAUUAUGUCACUACACUGUUACUUGCAGGACCAUGGGUCUCACUCCAGGGGAAUUUAGAAGUUAUUUAAGUGGAACUACGGGUCAUUCACAAGGCUUGGUUACUGCAACAGCCAUUGCAUCAUCGGGAUCAUGGGAAUCUUUUGUUUCAAAUUCUUUGAAAGCAGUUGCUCUCAUGUUUUUCGUAGGCGCAAGAAGUUUGAUCACGUAUCCAAGCACAACAUUACCUCCAACGAUGUUACAGGACUCGUUGAAUAAUGGAGAAGGUACCCCAUCUCCAAUGUUGUCCAUCAGAGACUUAUCAAUACAAGAAGUUGAACGUUUCAUUGGGGAAACUAAUAAGCACUUACCAAAAGAGAAGCACAUUGGCAUUUCUUUGGUCAAUGGUGCUAGAAACUUAGUUCUUUCAGGUCCACCUGAAUCUUUGUAUGGAUUUAACUUAUCAUUAAGAAGUCAUAAAGCUCCGGCUGGGUUAGACCAAGCUAGAGUUCCUUACAGUGAGAGAAAGCUCAAGUUUUCAAAUAGAUUCUUGCCGAUUUUUGCUCCUUUUCAUUCUCAUCUCUUAAUACCGGCAACUGACGUUAUAAUCAAAGAUUUGAUUAACGACGGUAUUCAAUUCAAGGUUCAGGAUAUAAAAAUCCCAAUCUAUGACACUUUUACAGGAGAAAAUUAUCAAAAUUUAGAUGAGUCAGAUAAUAUUGUGAUUUCAAGAAUUGUCGAGUGUAUCACAAGGCUUCCUGUUAACUGGGAAAAGGCAACCAGCUUCCCUUCAACCCAUUUAUUGGACUUUGGACCCGGUGGUAGCUCAGGUCUCGGUGUAUUAACACAUAGAAAUAAGGACGGAACUGGAACUAGAAUCAUAGUUGCAGGGGCUUUAGAUAUUAAUAAUGACGAUGAAUAUGGAUUCAAACAAGAAAUCUUCAACAGAAAGCCAAAUUCUGUGAAAUGGGCACCCAACUGGUUAGAAGAAUAUAAAGCAAAGUUGAUUAAAACAAAGCUUGGUAAGGUUUAUGUUGAUACGAAGUUCUCUAAAUUAUUGGGGAGAGCACCUUUGAUGGUUCCGGGUAUGACUCCAACUACUGUGAAUCCGGAGAUCGUCGCAGCUACUAUUAAUGCAGGUUAUCAUAUAGAGUUAGCUGGAGGCGGUUAUUUCGAACCACACUCAAUGGAGAAAAGCUUGAGGGAAGUUGCUGCUAACAUUACACCAGGUUACGGAAUAGGCUUAAACUUGAUUUAUGUCAGUCCCAGAAUGUUACAGUGGGGUAUUCCGUUGAUUAAAAGCUUGCGGGAAAGAGGGUUCCCAAUCCAAUCAAUGUCAAUUGGUGCUGGUGUACCUUCUUUAGAAGUUGCCACUGAAUAUAUACAAGAUCUUGGAUUGACGCACUUGGGUUUAAAGCCCGGGUCUGUUGAUGCUAUUCAUCAAUCUAUUGCCAUCGCCAAGGCCCAUCCAAACUUUCCAAUUGUAUUACAAUGGACAGGUGGAAGAGGUGGUGGACAUCAUUCUUAUGAGGACUUCCAUCAGCCAGUUUUGCAGAUGUAUUCAAAGAUAAGAAGAUGCCCUAACAUUAUAUUGGUUGCAGGUUCGGGUUUUGGUUCCGAUGAGGAUUCAUAUCCUUACUUAACUGGUGUAUGGUCUCAGAAAUUUAACUAUCCCCCAAUGCCGUUCGAUGGUGUCUUGUUUGGAUCAAGAGUGAUGACUGCUAAGGAGGCGCAUACUUCUUUGGAAGCAAAGAAGGCAAUUGCAGCUUGUUCUGGAGUUCCUGAUCUGAAAUGGGAGCUGACUUACAAAAAGCCUACUGGUGGUAUCAUUACAGUCAAGUCGGAGAUGGGUGAGCCCAUUCAUAAGAUUGCCACUAGAGGAGUAAUGUUCUGGAAAGAGAUGGAUGACACAAUCUUCUCUUUACCCAAGAAUAAAUUAUUGGACACAUUGAACAAAAAGAAGGAUUACAUUAUUUCUAAGUUGAACAAAGACUCUCAGAAGCCUUGGUUUGGAAAGAAUGCGAAUGGAGUGUGUGAUUUAGAAGAUAUGACAUACGAACAAGUAGCCAACAGACUAAUUGAACUCAUGUAUGUUAAGAAAUCAGAACGUUGGAUUGACCCCACUUUAAGAAACUUUUGUGUUGAUUUCUUAAGAAGAGUGGAAGAAAGAUUUACCACAACUUCUGGAUCCGUCUCAAUGAUCCAAACUUAUACACAAUUACAAUCUAAUCCUCUGACUUUUGUCGAGAAUUUUUUCGAUAAGCUUCCAUUAGCUAAAGAACAACUUGUAUCUGAAGAAGAUUGUGAUUUCUUCUUAAUGUGUUGUUCUAGACCAGGACAAAAACCUGUGCCAUUCGUUCCUGUGUUGAAUGAAAAAUUCGAAUUUUUCUUCAAGAAAGAUUCCUUAUGGCAAUCUGAAGACUUGGAAGCCGUCGUUGAUGAAGAUGUUCAAAGAACUUGUAUUUUACAUGGCCCAGUUGCAGCGCAAUUUACCAAUAAAGUGAAUGAGCCUAUAAAGGACAUUUUGGAUUCUAUCCAUAAUGGGCAUAUCAGAAGACUCCUUGAAGAUUCAUAUGAUUCUGACGAGUCAAGCAUUCCGGUAGUUGAAUACUUCGGCGGUUCUGAUCCAGUUGAUAUCAAGACCUUACCUCACGUUAAUAUCGAAAGAGAUCAAAACAAAACUAUCUUUAAAAUUGGUUCAGCAUUACCAUCAAAAGAAGCUUGGUUCGAUUUAAUCGCAGGACCAAAGUUGGAUUGGAUGCAUGCUUUUAUCUCUACUCAAAGGAUUGUGCAGGGAUCUAAUCAUGUCUCAAACCCACUACAUGACAUCUUGAGCCCUUCUCCUAAUAUUGUUUUAGAGAAGUCCGAUGGUAUUACUUUAUUCGAACCUUUAGCUGGAGAGUUGAGGCCCAUCGUUGAAAUAAAAAUGAUUGGGAAAGAUACAAUCCAAUUGAACAUGAUCGAGUACAGGACGGCAGAUGCUGAACCUGCAUCUUUACCUUUCUUGUUCAGAUAUAAUCCUAAAGAUGGGUUUGCACCUAUAUUGGAAGUAAUGGAAGGAAGAAAUGAAAGGAUUAAAGAAUUUUACUGGAAAUUAUGGUUUGGAUCUAAAGUGCCAGUUGAUUUUAACAUUGAUGUCACGAAGCCAAUACAAGGCGAGGAGAUAACCAUUACUGGUAAAGCUAUUUCCGAAUUUACUCAUGCUAUUGGUAACAAGUGCGAAGCAUUUGUAUCUAGGCCUGGUAAAGUUACCUUAGCUCCUAUGGAUUUUGCUAUCGUUAUAGGAUGGAAAGCUAUUAUGAAAGCAAUCUUCCCGAAGACUGUUGAUGGAGAUUUAUUGAAGUUAGUUCAUUUGUCUAAUGGAUAUAAUAUGAUUCCUGGUGCAGAACCUUUGAAAAAAGGCGACGUUGUUACUUCAUCGGCAGAUAUACGAGCUGUAUUGAUUCAGUCGUCGGGUAAGCUUGUUGAGGUAGUGGGUACAAUUUAUCGUGAUAAUAAGGCUGUGAUGGAAGUCACAUCUCAGUUCUUAUACCGUGGUGAGAAUAUUGACUUCGAAAACACUUUCCAAAGGGUUACAGAGACUCCAUUUGAAGUUGCUAUUAAGUCUUCUAAAGACCUUGCAAUAUUAAGAUCUAAGGAAUGGUUUGAAUUAGAGAAGGAUCUUGAUUUGAUGGGUAAAGUUUUGACCUUCAGAUGCGAGUCUACGUAUAAAUUUAAAUCAGCAAAUGUUUAUUCUUCAAUAAGAACCACAGGUAAAGCAUACUUGGAAUUACCGACUAAAGAGAUAAUAGAAGUAGGCUCCAUUAACUAUGAAGCUGGAAAAUCUUAUGGUAAUCCGGUAACUGACUACCUUGCUAGACAUGGCAGUACUAUUGAGCAAGCUGUAACAUUUGAAAACAGUAUUCCUAUUUCUUCUGGAGAAGAGUUGUCGUCAAAGGCGCCAGGUACAAAUGAACCAUACGCUAAGGUAUCAGGUGAUUAUAACCCAAUUCACGUUUCUAGAGUUUUUGCUGCUUAUGCUAAGCUUCCAGGUACAAUAACUCACGGUAUGUAUUCAUCAGCUUCAGUAAGAGGUUUAGUUGAGUUAUGGGCUGCCAAUAAUGUUGCCUCUAGGGUUAGAGCUUUCAAGAGUUCAUUUGUGGGUAUGGUUUUACCGAACGAUGUAUUACAAACUACAUUGCAACAUGUUGGUAUGAUCAAUGGUCGUAAGAUCAUCAAAUUCGAGACCAGGAAUGUUGAAUCCGAUACUGCUGUUCUUGUUGGUGAAGCUGAGAUCGAGCAACCGAUAACCACAUAUGUCUUUACUGGACAAGGUUCUCAAGAACAGGGUAUGGGAAUGGACUUGUACAAUUCCUCUGAAGUCGCCCGCGAAGUUUGGGAUAGAGCUGACAGACACUUUGUUAGCAACUACGGUUUCUCAAUCCUUGAUAUUGUUCAAAACAAUCCAAAGGAAUUGACUGUUCAUUUUGGUGGUACCAAGGGAAGAAAGAUCAGAGACAAUUACAUGGCAAUGAUGUUCGAAACAAUUGGUGAGGAUGGUGAUAUCAAGUCUGAACAAAUUUUCAAAGAUAUUGACUACUCAACUACCUCUUAUUCUUUUGUUUCUCCUGUUGGUUUAUUAUCCGCAACUCAAUUUACUCAACCUGCAUUGACUUUAAUGGAAAAAGCCUCUUUUGAGGAUAUGAAGGCGAAGGGAUUAGUGGAUUCUGAUGCUAUGUUCGCUGGUCACUCUUUGGGUGAAUAUUCGGCCUUAUCUUCUUUGGCUAAUGUCAUGCCAAUUGAAUCAUUAGUUGAUGUUGUCUUUUAUAGAGGUAUGACAAUGCAAGUCGCUGUCCCUAGAGACGAAUUGGGUAGGUCUAACUAUGGCAUGUGCGCAGUGAAUCCUACUAGAGUCAGUCCAACUUUCAAUGAUGCUGCCUUGCGUUUUGUUGUUGAUGAAAUAUCUUCUAAAACUGGCUGGUUGUUAGAAAUUGUCAAUUAUAACGUUGAGGAUACGCAAUAUGUUACUGCCGGUGACUUGAGAGCAUUGGACACAUUAACCAACGUGUUGAAUGUCAUGAAGGUAAAUAAAAUUGAUAUCGUAAAGUUGCAAGCGACUAUGUCAAUCGAGGAAGUAAAGAGCCACUUAAAUGAAAUCAUCGAGGAAGUAUCUGCUCAAUCUAUUGCAAAGCCACAACCAAUUGAUUUGCAAAGGGGUUUUGCAGUUAUUCCUUUGAAGGGAAUUUCUGUGCCUUUCCAUUCGUCUUAUUUAAUGUCUGGUGUCAAGCCUUUCCAAAGAUUCUUGGAGAAGAAAGUUCCAAAGUCAUCUGUCAAGCCACAAGAUUUGGUAGGAAAGUAUAUUCCAAAUUUAACUGCUAAGCCAUUUGAAGUCACUAAAGAAUACUUUGAAGAGGUUUACAGUUUGACCAAAUCAGAGAAGCUCAAAUCUAUCAUCGAUAAUUGGGAUUCUUACAACUCAUGA
Messenger RNA from Priceomyces carsonii, 6189 nucleotides. RefSeq names its product tetrafunctional fatty acid synthase subunit (gene FAS1). Gene Ontology annotation, biological process: long-chain fatty acid biosynthetic process. Bases 1 to 6189 code for a protein of 2062 amino acids. The transcript has a single exon. Lineage: Eukaryota; Fungi; Ascomycota; Pichiomycetes; Serinales; Debaryomycetaceae. Gene Ontology annotation, molecular function: [acyl-carrier-protein] S-malonyltransferase activity; enoyl-[acyl-carrier-protein] reductase (NADH) activity; fatty acid synthase activity. Gene Ontology annotation, cellular component: fatty acid synthase complex. The record is from RefSeq and is a predicted model, not a curated record.